UAGCUGGCUUAGCUUAGGCUUAGGCGAAGACUCAAGUCAAGAUUAUUUAUUACUUGAUCUGUUUCUACUAUUUUCAGUAGAUAUUGUUAUUCACUUGUAACACCAUAAGAAUCUUCUUUAAGAGCCUGCCUGAAAGUUAAUUAUUCCAUCACAUUUACGGAAGCUGCAAAAUGAAUUCCAUUGAAGAUACACCGAUGAGUCCAACACAAGAAGAUCAAGGAGAAGCAAGUGAUGAUGAUAGACAGUCUGUGGUUUCAACAUCGUCCAGAAGAUCUCGUGCUUCAAACAAAUCAGGCUCCGCAUCCCCAGCAGCAAAUAGAUCAAGGUCGAAUUCUGGAUCAUAUGGUGGUUCCCAGGCAUCGAAGUCCAAGUCUCGCUCUCCUUCUGGUCCAAGAUCCCCAUCUCCAGCACAUUCACAGUCAAACGCAGGUUCAAGACACUCUUCAAGAUCAUCAAGUGUUACGUCUCGUCAAUCACGUUCAAAGUCCAGAGAGAGAUCUAUAUCUCCAGUAAAGAGGAAUUCAAAGGAUAAAGAACGUUCAAAGUCAAGAUCACGUUCUCGAUCUGUAUCCAGAGCUAAAUCAGGAUCUCGUUCUCGAUCCGUUUCACCAGCAAGAUCAAGGUCACAAUCAAGAGCCAGGUCUGGUUCACGAUCUAGAUCUGUAUCUCGCGCAAAAUCAGACUCAAGAUCUCGAUCUGGGUCUAGAGCUAAAUCAGGUUCAAGAUCUCGUUCAGGUUCACGAGCUAAAUCAGGUUCAAGAUCUCGAUCAGGCUCACGAGCAAAAUCUGGUUCAAGAUCUAGAUCAGGUUCACCUGCUGGCUUGAGAUCGGCAUCUAGAGCUAAAUCAGGUUCAAGAUCUCGGUCUGGUUCACGAGUCAAAUCAGGUUCAAGAUCUCGGUCAGGUUCUCGAGCAAAAUCAGGUUCAAGAUCUCGUUCAGGUUCACGAGCUAAAUCAGGUUCAAGAUCUCGAUCAGGCUCACGAGCAAAAUCUGGCUCAAGAUCUCGAUCAGGCUCACGAGCAAAAUCUGGUUCUAGAUCUAGAUCAGGCUCACGAGCAAAAUCUGGUUCUAGAUCUAGAUCAGGCUCACGAGCAAAAUCUGGUUCUAGAUCUAGAUCUGGUUCACGGGUAAAAUCCAGGUCAAGAUCAAGAUCUCCAAGAGCAAAAUCUGGUUCAAGAUCAAGAUCAGGAUCACGAGCAAAAUCUGGAUCCAGAUCACGGUCAGGAUCAAGAGCUAAGUCUCGAUCAAGAUCAGGAUCACGAGCUAAAUCAGGUUCCAGGUCACGUUCCGGUUCAAGAGCUAGAUCACGAUCAGGAUCAAGGGAUAAAUUAAGGUCAAGAUCUGGAUCCAGAGCUAAGUCAGGUUCAAGAUCAAGAUCGGUGUCCAGAGCCAGAUCCCGAUCCCGUUCCCGAUCAAGAUCCAGAUCUGGUAGUAGAUCUCGUUCAGGUUCUCGAGCAAGAAGCGAUGAAGAGGUAAUUGAAGAACGCAGAUCAGUUGUAGACAGUGAAUCAGAAGAUGAAAACAAGAAUGAUUUAAAAGAGAAUCGAAAGCCAAACAAAAGAAGUAUGGAAGACGAGUCAGAUGACGAAGCUCGGGUGGCUACCAAAGGAAAGAAGAAGAAGUCAGCCGUAUUGUCUGAGUCGGAAGAUGAGGACGACGGAGGAGAGAAGAGAAAGCGAGCUGUACUUUCUGACUCCGAGGGUGAAGAGGAUACCCCAAAGAAAGUGAAACGAAAGAUUGGAUCGGACUCAGAAGACGAAGGUGUACAGGAAGAGGGGAGAGGAAGUGAGAAGGAAGAAGAGGGAGAAGAGAAGCCACCAGAAGAAGGGGAAGGGGCAGAAGGCGGGGAAGGCAGAGAGGCAGCCGUGUUGCCUAACAUAUCUGACGAGGACUCGGAUAAUGAUAGGCCUAGCAACAGGGACGCUGGAGCUUCUGACUUUGAGUUGAUGCUUUUGAAGAAGAAGGAGGAAAGCUCAAAACGCAGGAAAAGGAAAGACAUUGACCUCAUUAAUGAUAAUGAUGACAUCAUCGCUCAAUUAUUGUCGGACAUGAAAAAUGCUGCUGAGGAGGACCGCAAGUUGAAUCAAUUAGGAAAGCCAGCAAUCAACAAAAUUGCAAUGUUGCCCAAGGUAAUGAGUCAACUGAAGAAGCAUGAUCUUCAGUUGGCCUUCAUCGAGCACAAUGUACUGAGUGUGCUGACAGAUUGGCUUGCUCCUAUGCCUGACAGGAGUCUGCCUUCGCUGAGGAUUAGAGAUAGUGUUCUGCGAUUGCUGAAGGAGUUCCCACGAGUAGACCAGUCAACAUUGAAACACUCUGGGAUUGGUAAAGCUGUAAUGUAUCUGUACAAACACCCCAAAGAGACUAAGGAGAACAAAGACUUGGCUGGACGGUUGAUCAAUGAAUGGGUCAGACCUAUCUUCAACCUAUCUACAGACUUUAAAGCGAUGAGUAGAGAAGAGAGACAUCAGCGAGAUCUGGAACAGAUGCCGGAGAAACGACGAGGCUCUGUAGACGAACCUUCCCCCACCAAGAAGGACCUCAACAAGGCCAUCACUGGCGAGGGAACUAUUUUACGCCCUGGAGACAAAGGUUGGGUUGGAAGAGCCAGAGUUCCGAUCCCUUCCAACAAGGAUUACGUCGUCAGGCCCAAGUGGAAGAGUGAUGUAGACAUGAGCAAAACCUCAAAGAAACAAGCUAACAGGUUUGAGAAACACUUGAAGAACUUCAUUGAUACUAAAAGACUCAGCAAAGCUAGGCGAGCAGUGGAAAUAUCAAUUGAAGGUCGUAAAAUGUCUUUGUAGUCUGAGAUAAGGCUUCAAAGACUUCGGCUCGUCUGUGAUAGCUUGACUCAACAACUAUUUUCUUGCGUCUUUACACUUUUAAAUAUAUUUUGAUUAAAGUGUAGAAUUUAAAAUAUAUUUUGAUUGAAGUCUGGAUUUAAGGUGAAUUAUUAUUUCUUAUACAUUAACUAAGAUAUUUGUAAAAUGUAUAUUAACGUUUGAAAUAAUUGUAAGCUUUGUAUUGUAUGAAUAGUCUUAGGCUUAAUGUAAUGAUUUGUUUAAAUAAACGU
Messenger RNA from Macrosteles quadrilineatus (aster leafhopper), 3070 nucleotides. Its product is annotated as IWS1-like protein. The transcript is spliced from 12 exons. Bases 171 to 2801 code for a protein of 876 amino acids. NCBI's taxonomy places the organism in Eukaryota, Metazoa, Arthropoda, Insecta, Hemiptera, Cicadellidae. Gene Ontology annotation, cellular component: nucleus. Gene Ontology annotation, biological process: poly(A)+ mRNA export from nucleus. The record is from RefSeq and is a predicted model, not a curated record.